Messenger RNA from Physella acuta, 662 nucleotides. RefSeq lists its product as uncharacterized. NCBI's taxonomy places the organism in Eukaryota, Metazoa, Mollusca, Gastropoda, Physidae. Gene Ontology annotation, molecular function: calcium ion binding. The record is from RefSeq and is a predicted model, not a curated record.
AUGGAGGAGAAGUUGAAUGAAAAAGAUAUCAACCAGGAUGGAUCCGUGACCAGGGAAGAGUAUCUAGGUCACGUUCGUGACGAGGUCAGCGACCCACAAACCAGGAGAAUUCUACAGAAUAUUUUCGAGCACUUCGACAAAGACAGCAAUGGAGUCCUAGACAGACGGGAUACCGAGGUCCUGUUUGAUGAAGCUGACACUGACAGUGAUGGCCGGGUAUCAGAGGACGAGUAUAAAAGAGCUGUAGCUAAACAACUGAGUCGCGUCCCAAGGAGAAACUGGGAGAGGCAUCAUGAGAACAGUGAGCCACAUCAACAGAGGAAGCUGGAUGCUAAUGAUGACAGACGAGUUUCUAGGGCGGAGAUGGAGGAUCAAUUGUUUGAGAUGGAUGCUGACAGGGACAAUCAAGUGUCUAGAGGAGAGUACACCAGAUGGGUGGAUGCCGGUAACCCAAGCCCACAGGCUAGAAGACUUCAGAUAAAUAACUUCGAUAACUUAGAUAAAGAUAGCAACGGUAUCCUGGACAGGAAAGAUGUCAAUGUCAUCUUUGAUGAGGUGGACGGUGACAGGGAUGGUUACAUCACAGAUAUUGAAUACUUGAGAUAUCUCAUGUUUAUUGCAAACCAAUGGCCACAACAGAGAAAGUAAAAUGUGUAAUCAAU